Siniperca chuatsi (mandarin fish) is the source of this 2378-nucleotide messenger RNA. RefSeq names its product ankyrin repeat, SAM and basic leucine zipper domain containing 1 (gene asz1). Gene Ontology annotation, cellular component: pi-body. Gene Ontology annotation, molecular function: protein binding. The transcript is spliced from 13 exons. Gene Ontology annotation, biological process: piRNA processing. The coding region runs from base 85 to 1527 and encodes 480 amino acids. Lineage: Eukaryota; Metazoa; Chordata; Actinopteri; Centrarchiformes; Sinipercidae. The record is from RefSeq and is a predicted model, not a curated record.
CAAACCCCGCCCACCCGCGGGCUGCAGUAAAGUGCACCUUGAAACACCUUCUGGUUGUCUGCAACGGCUAAACAGAGUUCACCAAUGGGCAGCUUCAUGGAUUAUGCUUUCCCAGCUGGAGAUGAAAGCGACGCCAGCAAUGACGAUUGGGAUAUCGGGUGUUCGGAUAAAAAGUCUUCUUGCAUCGAGGGUCUGGAUGCUGUUAUACCACAUGCAGAAGAUAAUUUGUCGAUGCUGAAAAGAGCCAUCAGUAAAGGAGACAUUGGGGCUGUUGAACAGCUGUUGGACAAUGGUAUGGACGUGGAGACGAGACUUGGCUUUGAUUGGACUCCUCUGAUGUGUGCUGUCAGUGUGGCUAAUUACGACCUGGCCAAACUGCUACUGGACAGAGGGGCAAGUGCCAACUUCAGCAAAGAUCACUGGACGUUGCUCAUGGCCAGCUGCACAGCUUCUGCCAGUGAAGACAAAAUUGCUCGCUGUGUGGAGCUUCUGCUUUCCAGAAAUGCUGAUCCCAAUGUGGUGGACAGGUCUGAAAUGACCUGCCUGAUGCUGACAGCCAAGAGCGGCUACAGUAAAGUCAUCAACCUGCUCGUCUCCCAUGGGGCAGAAAUCAAUGUCCAGGAUAGCAAUGGAUACACGGCUUUGUCUAUAGCAGUGCAGUAUGGCAGAGAGGAGGCGGUGCUAAAGCUCAUCCAGCUGGGAGCAGACAAAACUAUAAGGACCGCGGCUGGCAAGAGCCCUGCCGACCUGGCUGUGAUCUUUAAACACCCACAGAUAGGCAGGAUUCUGGCCUCUUCAUCACACAUCUCUACUGUCCAGGCCUUCAGCUCCAUUGAGGAGACCCUCUCAAAGUUCUUCAAAACUAACUCUGAACUGCCACCUUCCAAGGAAAGUGUAACCAAGUUUGAUGACCUUGAGCUCCUCCUACACGGCCUUGAUCUUGGCUACCUCACUGACAUCAUGACUGAACAUGACAUCACCUGGAGCUACCUGUUGACAAUGGAGAAGGAGGACCUGGAGAAGAUUGGUAUCACAGACCCAGUGGACCAGCAGAAGGUGCUGAGUGCUGUGCAGCAGAUGCACCUGGACAAAGUGGACCUAGACACGAUCAGCCAACUGGGAGCCGCAGACAGUGGGAGUGAGGAGCUGCAUAACUUCUUGAUAGGUGUAAGACAGCAGUGCUGCUACCUGACGGAGAUAAUUCAGGACGCCAUCAGCCGUUUUCCCCGCCAAGCCUCUCAGCUGGUCUUCUCACUGGACUCGAAGAAGGAGGCCCAGGCCGUCUGCAACCAGCUGGUGGUCCAGACUAAAGACCUGCAGAAAGAAGUCGUCUGUCUCCGCAAUCUGCUAUGCCAGAUGGACGAGGCCGGAGAUUGCUGUCAGAUUCCUCAACCUGGUUCCCACGGCAACUGGAGGAUGCGGCCCCUGAGCAGAGUCGCACUGAGCGCGCUGGGAGCCACCUUCCUCUUGCUCCUCUACAAAGCCAGUGGCAAGGUUUACCAGCAGAUGUACAGGAGUGUCUGCUAAAUAACCGAAAUGGUUGUCAGUCAGUUAGUUAAUGAUCUUAUCACAAUAUUUUGUUUUUCAUGACUGUAGGUGAUACAUUGGAUUAUGGAGGGACUGAUAUGUUUUAGGACAGUGUUUGACAAGACAGAAUUUAAAUUUUUGCUGCUGUAACACUUUUGUUUUCCACUUUGCUCUGACUUGUCUUUGAGUUUAGUUCUGAAUUCUUUUACUUUUUUAUGUUUUAAGGGUUUAAUUGAAAAUUAAAGUUUCUUAUGAGGAACAAUUUCUCGCAUAGUCAAAUUUAAGUUAUGUUUUCAGUACCUGCAAAUUUUUUUUUAACUUGAUAGAUAAUUUUCAGGCCUUGAAGUUAUGGACUUAAUAGAAUAUUCCAACAUUUUGGGAAAUAUGCUUACUCACUUGACCCAGUCAUCCAGAGUGAGAUGAGAAGAUUGAUAUCAACCUCAUGUCUGGGCAUUGUAUCUGGAGCUGGGAGGCGAUUAGUCUAGCUUCCAGAAAAGACUGGACGCAGGGGGAGGCAGCCAGCCUGCCUGUCUCCAAAGCUGAAAAGAGACAAAAAAUCUGCCUACCAACAGUGUAUCCCGAUUGUUUAAUCUGUACAUGAACAGAAAUAUCAAAAACGACAAUUUGUCCUUUUGGGGGAUGUUGCAUGCUGCAGCUAUUUCUUGGCGAACAACAGCUGCAGAGGCAAUGACUUCCCAGAGUUUUGUUGUCACAGCAUUCAUUACAUUUCUGGUGAGGUAUGUAUCAAUCAGACCAGAUACAGCCUGUCAAUUAGUGAUCUUUAGAGAUGUUAGUUAGUAGGUAAAUUUUUUUUUUUUACUUUGAAGAGAGCCAGACUAGCUGUUUCCCCC